Messenger RNA from Hyaloperonospora brassicae, 1251 nucleotides. The record is from the annotation of a GenBank genome assembly. Lineage: Eukaryota; Oomycota; Peronosporomycetes; Peronosporales; Peronosporaceae.
AUGCCCGCGUCCCCUCCCGACCAAGUGGCGUAUCUGCGCUCGCUCCCGUCCGUGCGCGACAGCUGCCACCGCGUCCUGCGACUCGCCCAAGAGGACCGACUGCCCCAUUUUGCAGUGGUCGGGACGAAAGUGCCGGCGCUGGCGGAUUACGUCAUCCGCGUGAUGCGGCAGUCGUACCCGAACGAGGCGCUCGUCCCGUUCCACUCGCGCUGGCGCCACUUUGAGACGGGCGAUCCGCAGCGCGUGGAAAAGAUGACGUCAACAUGGCACUGCCACGAGCUGGAAAGGGCGCGACGAUUGGUCGACUUGGCGCUCGUCAGCGUCUUACUGGACGCCGGCGCGGGCUCUUCGUGGCGGUACCGAGAGCCUGAAACGGACGACUGCUACAGCCGCAGCGAGGGACUGGGCGUCGCCAGCUUGCACAUGUUCCUGGCCGGCUGUUUCUCCGCCGACCCGACUCACGAGCCCCAUCGAGUGGACGCGCAAGCGCUGACGCACCUGGCAGACGAUGCAGUUGCUAGAGCUUUUCAAGUGACAGAGACGAAUCCGCUACUCGGCUGUAGUGGACGCACGGAUCUGCUCAAGCGUCUAGGGACGAGCAUAGCCAACUACCCAGAGUUUUUCAAAGGAACUGACGGAUCGAUUCGGCCUGGCAAUAUGGUGGACUACCUGAUGAAAUGCCAAAGCGCCAGUCGAGAAGUAUCGAUUACGGAGCUGUGGAAGGUGGUAGUCUACGGAUUGCAGGACAUUUGGCCCGAGAGCCGGACGCGCAUUGAUGGCCAGAACAUGGGUGACGUGUGGGAGUUACCUUACUUACCGGAACACGAAAAAGCAGGCAGAUUUGUGAGUUUUCACAAGCUAUCGCAGUGGUUGACAUAUUCGCUCCUGGAGCCGCUUCAGAACGCCGGGUUGACGAUAACUGAUCUCCAACUGAUGACUGGGUUGCCCGAGUAUCGCAAUGGUGGACUUCUGGUGGACUUCGGUGUGCUCGUGCCCAAGUCAUCAAGCACUCUUACCGACGAGUUUAGCCCAAGCGCUGAGAUGAUCAUCGAAUGGCGAGCUCUCACUGUUGCACUCUUGGACGAGCUGCACACUGUGAUCUUGGAGCGUCUUAACUUCACUGCCGAGAUUUUCCCGCUGGUCAAGAUGCUCGAAGGUGGUACUUGGAAGGCUGGACGAGUCAUUGCGAGCGAGAAACGCACAGACGGUGGACCUCCCAUCAAGAUCAAGAGCGACGGCACUGUGUUUUAG